AUGGCUACGGUCAAGCACCCGCAGCACGCGCCCACAGACGGGUCGUAUUACGACCUCGGCGAAUACGAACGCGCCGCAACUACCAACAGCUCAGAAGCAAAGACAUGGUUCGACCGCGGCUUCCGUUGGCUUUUCGGCUUCAAUCACGAAGCUGCAGCUGAAUGCUUCGAGACAGCGAUUGCCCACGACCCCGGUUUCGCACUGGCCCACUGGGGCGUCGCUUAUGCCCUCGGCCCCAACUACAACAAGCCGUGGUCGUUCUUUGGAACCGAAGAGCUUCAGCAGACGGUCGAGAAGACGCGGUCCGAAGUCCUUCGGGCGAUUAAGACCGGUGCCAAUGCUACACCAGUUGAGAGAGCCAUCAUCGAUGCCAUUCAGUAUCGUUAUCAGGCGGAUAAACCGCCGAGCGAUUGCGCAAUCUGGACUGCCGACUACGCUGAUGCGAUGGGCAAGUGCUACGCGGCCCACAGCGAAGACCUAGAUGUCGCAUUCCUCUACGCCGACGCGCUCAUGAAUCUGACUCCGUGGGCUCUCUGGGACAUCCGGACUGGCGAGGUGCCGGAAGGCGCUCGGACGCUCGAGGCCAAGAAAGUCCUGGAUAAGGCCCUCACUCUACCUGGUGGGCACCAGCAUGGCGGCCUGCUACAUCUGUACAUCCACUUGAUGGAAAUGUCUUUGAAACCCGAGGAGGCGUUGCCGUUGGGUAAUCGACUGCGCGGCCUCUUGCCUGAUGCUGGACACCUCCAACAUAUGACCACGCAUUUGGAUCUCCUGUGCGGAGACUACGCGAGCGCCGUCACAUGGAACGCCAAGGCGCUUGAGGCGGACGACAAGUACAUCCAGUACGCGGGGACCAACAACUUCUACUCGCUCUAUCGAUCGCACGACUACCACUUCUUGAUUUAUGCCUCCAUGUUCAGCGGAAAGUACACAGCGGCAAUCACGGCGUGCGAGAACAUGGAACAGUCCCUCCCCGAAGAGCUCCUGCGCAUUGAAACACCUCCAAUGGCAGACUGGGUCGAAGUAGCCAUGAGCUUCCGCUACCACGUCUACAUCCGUUUCGGCAAAUGGCAAGAGAUCCUCGACCACCCGCUCCCUCACGACCAAGGACUCUACGCCGCCACAACAGUCAUAGCACACUACGCCCGAGGCGUCGCGUACUCAGCCCUCGGCCGCAUCGAGGAAGCCGAGGCUGCGCGCGCCGCGUUCCAGGCCGCGUCCGAGCGCAUGCCCGAGUCGCGCAUGCUCUUCAACAACUCGUGCGCCGACAUCAACCAGAUCGCCGCGCGCAUGCUCGACGGCGAGCUGGAGUACCGCAAGGGCAACAUCGCCGCCGCCUACCAGCACCUCCGCGACGCCAUCCACAUCGACGACACCUUGCCCUACGACGAGCCCUGGGGCUGGAUGCAGCCGACCCGACACGCAUACGGCGCCCUGCUCCUCGAACAGGGCCACGUUGAGGACGCGGCUGAGGUCUACAAGGCCGACCUGGGCUACGAUGACACGCUGCCGCGCGCCCUGCAGCAUCCCGACAACUUGUGGUCGCUGCACGGGUACCACGAGUGUCUUGACACGUUGGGGAGGGCGGAGGAGGCGGAGGUGAUCGCGGGGAAAUUGCGCGAGAAGCAGGCGGUGGCGGAUGAGCCGAUUAAGGCGUCUUGCUUCUGUAGGUUGGAGACUGCCGAGGGGGAAUAG
Messenger RNA from Cyphellophora europaea CBS 101466, 1695 nucleotides. RefSeq lists its product as uncharacterized. Lineage: Eukaryota; Fungi; Ascomycota; Eurotiomycetes; Chaetothyriales; Cyphellophoraceae. Gene Ontology annotation, molecular function: protein binding. The transcript has a single exon. Gene Ontology annotation, cellular component: intracellular anatomical structure. The coding region runs from base 1 to 1695 and encodes 564 amino acids. The record is from RefSeq and is a predicted model, not a curated record.